CUCCUACAACAGUCACACUUACACCCACACACUCGUCGCAGCAAAGUUCCAAUAUUUAUUGCAAAAAUGCUGUGAAAAUCCAUAAUUUUCUGAAUUUUAAAGCUAAAUCGUACACAACGGAUGGCCGCGGAGGCGUGGGCAGUGAAGUCUGCGAGCGAAAUCGCUGAAAACGCAUCGAAAAAUAAACACGAAAAACGAUGAAAUCUAAUCAAAUAAAUUUUCUGAAUGGAAGGGAAAGAGAGGAGACGAGGGGCAAAACCGCAAAGCGCAAAUAAAACUGACACGCAGAAACAAACCUGCAAAAGUGCAAUUUAUUUAAAUAUACUAGAGAGUUGUUGAAAAUAUAAAUAUACAAGUGACACAAACAAAUCAUCAAAAAGUCGAAAGUGUGCGUGUAUGUGGGAGUCCUCUCUCUCUCUCCCACUGCUUUGUUGUUUGUUGUGGUAGUGGGGUUGAAAAGCCAUCGCCUGCAUAACGGUAAACGCGUGACGUAGCCGCAGUCAAGUGCACCACCCUCGCCCCUCCCCUUUCAUCAUCAUUAAGGGGAAUCCCUUUUAAAAAGACAGAUCUUCGGUCUAGACAGAACCUUUCAUCAUCAUGGACAACGAUGAUACCCUGCUCAACAAUGGAGGCCCACAGUCUGGGGCAGAAACGGUUUAUGGAACCGAGGACAACAACAUGGUCAUGUCAGAGAAGAAUGAACAGGUUGUCAGCAUCGUCCAACAACUGGCGGGUAGCAUUUAUCAGGAGUUCGAGCGGAUGAUCAAUCGUUACGACGAAGAUGUGGUGAAGAACCUGAUGCCGCUGCUGGUGAACGUGCUGGAGUGCCUAGAUGCCUCGUAUCGCAUUAAUCAGGAGCAGGACGUGGAGGUGGAGCUGCUGCGCGAGGACAACGAGCAGCUGGUGACACAAUACGAGCGGGAAAAGAGCGCCCGCAAACAGUCCGAACAGAAGCUACUGGAGGCCGAGGACCUGGCCGAGCAGGAGAACAAGGAGCUGGCCACGCGUCUGGAAUCGGUGGAGAGCAUUGUGCGGAUGCUGGAGCUGAAGCACAAGAACAGCCUGGAGCACGCGAGUCGUCUGGAAGAGCGAGAAGCGGACCUCAAGAAGGAGUACAACAAACUGCACGAACGGUACACGGAGCUUUUCAAGAACCAUGUGGACUACAUGGAACGCACCAAGAUGCUAAUGGGAUCGACGCACUCGCAGAUGAGCACCGCCUCCGAACGCAUGGAUGUGAGUCGGGCGAGGCUCAAUCCUGUGGCUCGCAGCUCGGGACCCGUUUCCUAUGGCUUUGCCUCGCUAGAGAACUCGGUGAUGCUGGACACCGAGACGAUUUGCAGUGUGGGCAGCCAGUCAGACGACUCCGGGCCGCCUUCAUUGCAGAACGAGUUGGACAAUCUGGGCGGAACGAUGGAACGCGGCGCUGCCACUGAUGCACUGCAGCAGCAGCACCAGGCCACCUCGCCCCAAAGUCCCGACAGCAGUCCCGUUGUGCCAAAUGUGCCCUCAAAUGUUGGUCGUUCGACCACCAAAAAGGAGCAGCGCUCGGAUAACAAUCUCUACCAAGAACUGUCCUUCCAGGACAACGAGGAGAGCGAAGAGAAUGAGAUUGUGACAGGCAGCUGGGUUCAUCCCGGAGAGUAUGCGUCCUCAGCUAACGACAACUAUUUUGGCAUGGGCAAGGAGGUUGAAAAUCUCAUCAUGGAAAACAAUGAGCUGCUGGCCACCAAAAAUGCACUCAAUAUUGUCAAGGACGAUUUGAUUGUCAAAGUGGAUGAGCUCACAGGAGAGGUGGAAAUCGUUCGCGAGGAACUGAAUGCGAUGCAGCAGUCGAGGACAAAACUGAGGCAGCGCAUCAGUGAGCUGGAGGAUGAGCUGAAGAAGGCCAAAGAACAGGUUAAACAGCAGAAUACUGAACAGGAGGAGAACGAUGUGCCGCUGGCCCAGCGCAAACGAUUCACCCGAGUGGAGAUGGCCAUGGUGCUGAUGGAGCGUAACCAGUACAAGGAGCGCUUGAUGGAGCUGCAGGAGGCAGUGCGUCUUACAGAAAUACUCCGCGCCUCGCGCACCGUAGAUAAUUUGGACAGGAAGUCAAAGCAGAGCAUUUGGAAGUACUUUAGUAAUCUUUUUACCCCCUCCAACCGCCCAACGGAACGCGUUGCGGACGGUCUCGGAGGGGGGCCCAUGUUUCGUCACACCGGCGGAGGAAGCCCUGCCCACAGCCACGGAUCCCCUAGCCGAGGAAGCGGUGGAGGUGGCGACAAUCGCCUGGCCCUAACCAGCGGCCAGCCGCCCGUACAUCCGGCCAGCGCUGGUCUCGCCAACGCGCUCAUUAUGCCGAAGGACUAUGCCGAGGAGGGCAGCUCCGAGAGGAUCAGUGCGCGGCGGAGGGAGCAGUACCGCCAGCUGCGCGCGCACGUUCAAAAGGAGGAUGGUCGGCUGCACGCCUACGGAUGGAGUCUGCCGAUCAACAAGGCCAGUCAGGAGGCGAAUCCCAAUCGCCAUUCGGGCGGGGUGCCUGUUCCCGUCUACUGCAAUCCCCUGGCGGAGGCCUCGCCGCACAUGAAGGUGUUCUGUGCGGCGGGCGUUAAUCUCCACGGAGGCUUCACGAAGAACGGCCAAUCACUGAUACCUGCCAGCUCACCGUACGCCCCGAAAUCCACACUCAAGAUUGCCGAGAUCACCAGUCCGACGGCGGAUCAAAGCAUGGAGGCCUUGGACAGACAAAUGGCGAGGGCCAGUCUGGAGACGCUCGAACCGGAGACGCAGCUCAGCUCGUUCGUGUGGAUCUGCACUAGCACGCAUGCCGCGAGUACGGUCAGCGUGGUGGAUGCCAAUCAAUCGGCGACCGUGCUCGAUGCCUUUCCCAUCUGCGCAUCGCAUCUGCUUUGCAUUGCCUCCGUGCAAGGAGCGAUGGAGAGUGACUAUGCGCUGCUCGAACAGUCUGAGGUGGUCAAGGACGGCGAGAUGCUGCAGCGACCGGGCGAGGGUGCGGAGCUGCUCGGUAAGGUGGAGUUCGUGCGGGUGAAGCCAAAGUCAGACGACGAGCAGAAUAGCAAUGCCAAGCAACAGCAGGAAGAGGAGGAGGCCAAGGAGGCAACGGAGAAGUCCAACGAACAGCUGCCUGCGGUGAAUGCCGAGGAGCCGUUGGGCAAUGUGGAGGCCAUAAAGAUACGCCAGGCACUGCCGGGAGCUCCACAGCGACUCUCCACGGAAGGCAACCACCAGACGAACAACAACAAUAACACCAGCAAUCUUCUGUUUGCCACCAAGUCGCUGAAUCCGAUACUGGAAACCAAGGAUCGCGACGAGCCAGCGAUGAGUUCGGUGGGACCAACGAUGUGGCUUGGCGCGCAGGACGGCUGGCUGUACGUGCACAGCAGCGUGGGAAGGUGGCACGAGUGCCUGCACCGGGUUCUCCUGCCGGACGCUGUGCUGGCGAUUGUGCAUGUCGAGUCGAGGGUCGUUGUGGCGCUCGCCAAUGCCCAGCUGGCCGUGUUCCGCCGCCAGACAGACGGCCAAUGGGAUCUGAAUAGCUAUCACCUGGUGACGCUCGGUGACCGCAACCAUUCGAUACGUUGCCUCUGUGUGGCCGGCGAGCGCAUUUGGGCGGCGCACCGCAACAAGAUCUUUAUCGUUGACCCCGUAUCGCUCAACAUUGUGCACUCGCUGGACGCGCAUCCGCGGAAGGAGAGCCAGGUGCGCCAGAUGGCGGCCACUGGAGCCGGUGUCUGGGUAUCGAUUAGGUUGGACUCCACGCUGCGGCUGUACAACACGCACACAUUCGAACACAAGCAGGACGUGGACAUUGAGCCGUACGUCUCCAAAAUGCUGGGAACCGGCAAGCUGGGCUUCAGCUUCGUCCGCAUCACCGCGCUGAUGGUGUCCUGCAAUCGGCUGUGGAUCGGCACCAGCAACGGCGUGAUCAUUUCGGUGCCACUGGCCGAGGUGCAGCAAAAGUCGACAUCCGAUCCACAUGGUCAGAUGCCGCUGUGCUGCAUGGCCAAUGCUCAACUUUCCUUCCACGGCCACCGGGAUGCGGUUAAGUUCUUCGUUUCUGUGCCCAUGCUACAGCAACCGAACCUCAACGGCGGACUGACCUUCAGCAACAAGCGGCCCGAUAUGCUGGUCAUGUGCGGCGGCGAGGGCUACAUCGAUUUUCGCAUAAAUGAUAACGACAUGGAGAACAGUAUUCAACUGGAACCAAAUCAAACGAUCGAAAAUCGAGGCGAUAAGAGUUACUUGAUUGUGUGGCAUGUUAGUCAACGUUAAAACCGAUUCUUCGGUUUAAGUGCAAAUGAAUAUUUAUAAAAGUUAUAUGGGUACAUAUGCAUAUACAUGUAUAAUCUUAAAAUACUGCGUGUAACUAAAAAAGUUUCAGGCUAGCGAAAGGAUUACCUUAAACAUUAGUAUUUAUCCAACUUACCAUAAAAACUACCACGAUGACAAAAUGGGUUCUAUAAUAUAAUUUAGUUAAACAAUUUUCAAAUUUUGGGCCGAGAGGCUUCCAUAAUUGUUUCUUAUUGCUUCAAUUAAACCAAAAAGAAAACCUGCAAAGUUAUUUGUCAGUGAUAGCCAGCUAAAUAUUUCAAGAUAUAUUAUAUAAUGCAUAGAGUGUAAUAAGAUUAAAAUUUGUAAAUUUUAUGCGCUCUGCUGGCAGCAAGUUAUGUAUUUUGCAUAGACACAAAGACACCACAUUUACAUUUAAAUAUAAAUAUAUCUACACAUGAUACAGAAAAGAGCGACUUUUCAAGGAAAUUUCUGCGUGAUUCUUUGUCCAAAUAUGUAGUAGAAUUUUGAUUUCUUGUAUCCGUAUUUUUUAAUUCAUUAAGAAGCGCGAUGAUGAGCAAUUUAUGUUUACUUAUUUUGUUAAAUAAUUUUAAACUUUAGUUAAAAAAUUUCAAACCUUAACUUUGGUUGUUAUUCAUUUGUUUGUAAGUAUAUGUUUAGUAAUAAAAAAAAACUGACCAAAAAUAUAUUUUGUCACGUGAAAUGGACUUCUGUUGGCGCUAAGCAA
Molecule: messenger RNA, 5020 nt
Organism: Drosophila ficusphila
Lineage: Eukaryota; Metazoa; Arthropoda; Insecta; Diptera; Drosophilidae
Gene: syd
Product: JNK-interacting protein 3
Exons: 15
Coding region: 598-4275 (1225 amino acids)
Biological process (GO): vesicle-mediated transport
Cellular component (GO): cytoplasm
Molecular function (GO): MAP kinase scaffold activity; JUN kinase binding; kinesin binding
Source: RefSeq, a predicted model, not a curated record